GCCGCGCAGGCCGAGGACGGGAGCGCGGGGCGGCGGCGGCGGCGGCGGCGGCGGGCUGGGGAUGUGGAGGCCUCGGGCAUCCUCGGAUCUGUGGAACAAGACCUGGGGACGAUCCACGCCGCCACUUUUCCUCCCCGUGGGCUCUCGUUCAGCCGGAGAGCAGGCUUGAGAGCCAGACUUCCAGGGUUCAAAUCCCAGCUGUACGUUUGUCAGGGACGGAGGGUGUCGUAGAUGGCCCCGCUGCCAGGGGCGGAGCUGGUCCAGAGGCCACUGCAGCUCUACCGAUACUUGCUACGCUGUUGCCGGCAGCUGCCGACCAAGGGCCUCCAGGAGCAUUACAAACAUGCUGUCAGGCAGAGCUUCCGGGUUCAUUCAGAUGAAGACAACCCUGAGAGAAUUCAGCAAAUUAUUAAAAGAGCCAUUGAAGAUGCCGACUGGAUCAUGAACAAAUAUAAAAAACAAAACUGAGGAUCCUGGGCCCGAAGAGUGAAGCUGCCCUAACAACACCUGAACUUGGGAGACCUCUCUUCUUCUGGAACGAAUCAGUAGCAGCAGCUCCGGAAUAUUCAUUGACCCUGUUGGCUUAGAGAGCAAGCACUCAGGGGCGGGGGAAGCUGACGUUUGCUCCGACACUCUUCUCGCCGUCGUCAUGUUUCCAGCAUCCUUCAUGUUUGCUCUUCCAGCCAGUCGUGAUGUGAAAUUUGAGGAGAAUGUGGUAUUUUUUUGUUUUUUCUGUGUGUUUUUUAUUUUUGUUUUUUUGUUAUUUUACUUUGCUCUGAAAAUGAUUCAUUUAUUCUGGAGGUCUCUUUACUACUCUUUGAGUCCCAGAGCAGACGUCCCCUCAGGUGGCAGGUUGUACAGAAGAAAGAGCGUGCGUUUUAGAACCAGACAGAUCUGGAUUUGAAUCCCAGCUCAGUGGCUCUUCAAGGGCGUUGCCUUCAAGCUCAGUCUCCUCCGUUGUGAGGAUUACAUAAAGUGAAGUGAAGUGCCUAAACAGGACGUGCGUGUGGUGUGCCUGUUGCGUCCCUCUCUGCUCCCUCAGCGCUCUGCUCAGCAGACACCGCGUCGGGCCUUGGUUUUGUGUUUGUGAGCUUGUCCCAGCCCUGCUUGUCACCUCACAGCCCUCAGAGUUUUACCACGCCCAGUAUUCUGCCAGGGAACUGUUCUUCUUGGCCACUGUUUCUCCAUGGCCCAGGGAAGUAGAAGGCCUGCUCUUGAAUUCAAGCAAUUUACAGUGUCCUUGAAAUGGUGAAAAGUGCGCCAUGUGAACCUGUGACCUGUCUUGACUGGCCUUUCCCUGCCUUGCCACUGUCAUGGAAGGAAGGAAAGAAGGAAGGGAAGGAGAGUGGCAGGGAAGGCCCAGGAAGAACUGGCCAGAGCAGGUGGAGCAGUGGAAAGAUGCAGAGAGAAGGGGCACUGGGACUUGAGUAUUCCCCAAGACUCUCAGUCAGAGGGAUGAGCUAGCGUGCGUUUGUGUCCUUGCAAUUAUGUGACUUAAGUGACUCAAAUACAUCUAUGUGUAUGCAACUGACUAAUAAUGAACUAAAUAUGUCAAUUUGUGAAA
Molecule: messenger RNA, 1564 nt
Organism: Cynocephalus volans (Philippine flying lemur)
Lineage: Eukaryota; Metazoa; Chordata; Mammalia; Dermoptera; Cynocephalidae
Gene: LYRM9
Product: LYR motif containing 9
Exons: 5
Coding region: 232-468 (78 amino acids)
Source: RefSeq, a predicted model, not a curated record